AUGAGUACGCAAGGUAGAUGCCUCGCAAAACGGAAAGUAAAACCUGUCGAACCACAAUCGUUAUUAGAUUUCGAUCUUGGUGAAGGCGAAAGCUCCGAUGAUUCAGAUUUUAGGAUUGAGGACCAUCCUGAAGAAAGUGAUGAUUAUUCUAUCAAUACGGACGACGAUGAUAAAAAAGAUGCAAACAGUUCUGAUGAACAAUCUGGGUCGGAUAUUGAAAACAAUUUUAAAAACACUACAAAUAAACUUGGGGAAGAAAUGUGCGUUAAAGAUCUACUUGAAAAGGCUAAACAGAAGGACUUCAAGUUUCCUGGUGAAUUGGCUAAUAUGCUAAUAUGUGCUGGUUGUUUGGGUUCAAGGAGUGAUGAUUUCAAUGAAAUUGUUGAAUGUGAUGGCUGUGGUGUUACUGUACAUGAAGGUUGUUAUGGGGUUUCUGAUGUUACCAGUGAAUCAAGUACAGUUAGCUCUGCCUCAACUGAGCCAUGGUUCUGUGAGGCCUGUAAGGCUGGUGUUACUGAUCCAAACUGUGAAUUGUGUCCUAAUAAAGGUGGCAUUUUUAAGGAAACUGAAGUAGGUGCUUGGGUACAUCUUGUGUGCGCGCUGUAUGUUCCUGGUGUCGCAUUUUCAGAGGUGGAACGUCUCUCUGGGGUGACACUGUUUGAGAUGGCUUAUUCGCGUUGGGGUGCCCGUUCGUGUGCUUUGUGUGAAGAUGCAAAUUUGGCGAGAACAGGUGUAUGCGUAGGAUGUGAUGCAGGAAUGUGCAAGACCUUCUUUCAUGUUACCUGUGGUCAGCGUGAGGGUUUAUUAGCUGAAGCGCAUUCCGAGGAGGUAGAGCAGGCUGAUCCAUUUUAUGCUCACUGCCGGCUUCAUUCAGAUAAAACACUGGUUAAAAAACGCAAAAGGAAUUGGCUGGCGUUACAAUUGAGGACAGAGAAAAGGAAAUUGGAAUUACAAAAUAAUCUGAGUACUGAAGAAAAACUCAGGAUACAACGGAAACUUGUUAAGUAUAGGAGGAAGUAUUCACAGCAAAAAGAAAACAGGAAUCCACCUUGGGUGCCCACUCAAAAGAUGGCGCGGAUGCUCUAUAGCAGUGCUUCAGCCAUGAGGAAGUUCCAGAAGAAAGCAGAAUGUAUGGGGAUAGAUACUCAUGCCCUUGAAUUUCAAGAUGCACAGAUGGCUGCGUUAAAAGAUGUUUCUCGAAGAUGGCAUGUGCCUCCGGCGUUUUCAGUGGAGUUUGUCGGUUACUAUUUAGAAAGGAACACUAGGGUGACGUCAUUACGGAGGUCUCUCGAACGUCUGACGGUGGAAAAUGAGAAAUUAUUGAGUGAAGAUGAUAAGCUGAGAUCUGAUUACGAUGAGGCCGCAAAGGAGAACACGGACGCUCUGGCGGAGUUGGCUUCCACGCGGGCGGCCUUGCUGAAGAUCUACGACGCGAUCGUCCUGGUAUCACCAAAACGCACAAUGCCUCCCAUAAUGGAGGAGAGGCCAUUAUUGCCGCCAACGCUCCAACGCUCCACGCCCAAAGUCACGCCGCAACAGCUGCAGAAACGGUCAAUGUGUGUACCCACCGCGGCUGCACUUAAGAUGGGCGUUGGUUUUCCUCUUAGCGACAAUCCGGACGCUCGCCAAGGAAAAGUGUUGUCGACUUCGCUCGAAGCCACGAGCGGCGCGCUGGCCGCCCGCGAGUGCGCCGCCUGCGGCCGCAGCAGCGAGCGCCACCUGAUGGCCGCCUGCGACACCUGCCGCCACCACUACCACCUGCACUGCCUCAAGCCGCCGCUGCAGCGCCCGCCCAAGAAGAGCAAGCUCUACGGCUGGCAAUGCUCCGAGUGCGACAAGACUUCGGACUCGGAGCCCGAAGUGCUGGAGAAGAAGGUGCCCCGCCGCUCGCGGAUACGGUACAGCAAGGACGGCGCGAUCAUCUCGGAGCCGCAAAGUCCCGGCUCGGUGGCCACAUCGCCGCCGCCCAGGAGGCCCGAGCGGGCCUACAGGCCGGAGAAGAGCAAGCCGAACGGGAUCGGCGCCGCCGAGAACCAGAUAUCGCCGAUCAAGGUCACCAUCAAGCCGUUCGAGUUCAGCGAGGAGAACGAGACCGCCGAGCCUAAGGUCCGCAAGAAGACGAAAUCGUCCAAGCAGAAGGAGUACUCGGCGUUCGGCGAGGAGCUCCCGUCGAAGAAGCAGCACAAGCGGAGCUUCACUUCGCCGACGCUGACCAACACACCCCUGAUGUCGAUAACGCCCAUCGUCGCCGACAGCCCUAACGACUCGAACAACGAGAACUCGAACGCGUCGUUGACGAACACCGUGAAGAGGGAAGAGGGCUACUUCCCGCAGAAUCUCUCGUUCUCCUCCCUCCUCGGCGACUCGAAGGAGAGGGACGCGAAGGCGAUCGAGAGCUCCAUCGAGAGCACCCUGGCGAACCUUUCCUCGGACAUUGCCACGUACAAAGCGAAUAGGAAGCGGAGGAAAGAGAAGCACCGGUCCCGCUACUCGCCGGACCUGCUGCGCUCCCCUUCGAAGUCCCACAAGCACAAGAGGAAAAAGAAGACCCAGGACAUGGAAAAUCCCGAGCCGCCGCACCCGAGGAUCACUAUCAAGAUCAAGCCUAUACCAAAGCCGGAUGGGUCGUUGGAUACGCAAAUGUUUUACGUUCCAACGGAUAGCAACGACGGCCCGCCGCCUGCUGUUAUGAAGAAACUGUCAAAGCAAGCGGCACAAAGUACCGAAAUAGAAGAAGCGAAAUCUCCAACGCAGACUCAAUCAACAACAGACGUCGUUAACCCGCAAUCCGAAGAGAAAAAAGAUAAACCAACGGAUAUCGCGUCGACUAAACCUAAGCGCUCCCGCGAGAGCAGGGCUCGUCGUAGCGGCGGCGGCGAGGGCGUUGCCCCCGCGGCGGCGCUGACGCCCCUCACGCACUGCGACGUGUGCUCGCAACCGGGCGACGCCACCAACCUCGUGCGGUGUGACGAGUGCCACAAAAGGUACCACUUCACCUGCCUGGAGCCGCCGCUAAACAAGAACCCGAAGAAGCGCGGCUACUCGUGGCACUGCGCCGACUGCGACCCAACUGACUUGGAGGAAAACAUC
Messenger RNA from Iphiclides podalirius (scarce swallowtail), 3090 nucleotides. NCBI's taxonomy places the organism in Eukaryota, Metazoa, Arthropoda, Insecta, Lepidoptera, Papilionidae. The record is from the annotation of a GenBank genome assembly.